This is a messenger RNA of Astyanax mexicanus (Mexican tetra), 6494 nucleotides long. RefSeq names its product signal peptide, CUB domain, EGF-like 1 (gene scube1). The coding region runs from base 194 to 3397 and encodes 1067 amino acids. Gene Ontology annotation, biological process: signal transduction. NCBI's taxonomy places the organism in Eukaryota, Metazoa, Chordata, Actinopteri, Characiformes, Acestrorhamphidae. Gene Ontology annotation, molecular function: calcium ion binding. The record is from RefSeq and is a predicted model, not a curated record. Gene Ontology annotation, cellular component: cell surface. The transcript is spliced from 23 exons.
UAUCUCUUUCUCCCUACCUCCCUCUCUCCCUCUUUCUAUCUAUCUCUCUCACUCAAAUACACACUCUUCCUCUCUCUCUCUCCCUCUCUCUUUCUAUCUCUCUCUCUCUCACACACUCUCUCUCUCUCUCUCUCUCUCUCUCUCUCUCUCUCUCUCUCUCUCUCUCUCUCUCCCAGCGUGUGAGUGCAAGCCAAUGAGCGGCCGUGUUGCGGCUCCUCGCGCCUCGGCGUGCUCCCUCCGCCAGCAGCACCACAGUGGUGCCUCUUAUCAAAGAAAUACACAACUACUCCAACCCAGCUCACUCACACCUCUCGCCAUGGGCAGGGCGCGCUUUUCCCGCUACCUCUGUUUGCUUUUCGUCCUCAUUAACGCUUCCCGUGUGAUGGGAAAUGUGGGAGUAGCAGAUGCGGACGAAUGCUCUGAGGCCACAGACGACUGCCACAUUGACGCCCUGUGCCAGAACACCCCCAAGUCCUAUAAAUGCAUCUGUAAGGCUGGCUAUAAGGGAGAUGGCAAGCAGUGCGAAGAUAUAGACGAGUGUGAUAACGACUACAACGGAGGCUGCGUGCACGACUGUAUCAACAUCCCUGGAAACUACAGGUGCACAUGCUACGAUGGCUUCAUGCUGGCAGAUGAUGGACACAACUGUCUAGAUGUGGAUGAGUGUCAGGACAACAAUGGCGGGUGCCAGCAGAUCUGUGUGAACACCAUGGGCAGCUACGAGUGCCAGUGCAAGGAGGGCUUCUUUCUGAGCGACAACCAACACACCUGCAUCCACCGCUCUGAAGACGGGAUGAACUGCAUGAAUAAAGAUCAUGGCUGCGCGCACAUCUGCAGGGAGACUCCUAAAGGUGGCGUGUCGUGUGAGUGCCGGCCGGGGUUCGAACUGGCGGAGAACCAGCAGGACUGCAGAUUGACGUGUAACUAUGGGAAUGGCGGUUGCCAGCACACAUGUGACGACACUGAGGUGGGACCUGUGUGCGGCUGUCACCAGAAAUAUGCCCUCCACUCCGACAGCAAGACCUGCAUCGAGAAAGAUGAGGCUGCAAUUGAGAGCUCUGAGUUCAAUACCACGUCAGUAGCUGAUGUGGACAAGCGGGUGAAACGGCGUCUACUUAUGGAGACCUGUGCGGUGAACAACGGCGGAUGCGACCGCACAUGUAAAGACACAGCCACUGGGGUCCGCUGUAGCUGUCCUGUGGGCUUCACCUUGCAACCUGACGGCAAGACGUGCAAAGACAUUGACGAGUGUCUGGAGAAUAAUGGAGGCUGUGAUCACGUCUGUAGGAACACGGUGGGCAGCUUCGAGUGCAGCUGUCAGAAAGGCUACAAGCUCCUAACCAAUGAACGAACCUGUCAAGAUAUUGACGAGUGCUCUUUUGAGAGGACCUGCGAUCACACUUGCAUCAACUACCCAGGAAGCUUUGAGUGUGUGUGUCACAGAGGCUACACUCUCUAUGGCUUUACACACUGUGGAGAUAUCGAUGAGUGCAGCAUCAAUAAUGGGAGCUGUGAGCAUGGCUGUGUGAACACACAGGGUAGCUAUGAGUGUGUGUGCCCGCCUGGGCAGAAGCUACACUGGAACAAGAAGGACUGUGUUGAGACGGUGAAUUGCCUGCCCAAUGGGAAGCCAGCUCCUCGUGCUCUGCUCAGCUGCACUAAGACCGGUGGUGAGGAGGUGUGCUCGCUGUCCUGCCCAUCAAACGCCCUCUUCCUGGCAGACUCUGAAAACAGUUACACUCUGAGCUGUGGAGUACCAGUACAACCAGGCAAAGCGACACCAAAGAGGAACACCACCAACACCACUACCUCCAGCACCUCAACUCUGCAGAGCUGCACAGAAACCCUGGCCCAGCCCGUUAAGCAGAAGGCACGGAUAAAGAUCAGGGACGCCAAGUGCCACCUGAAACCCCACAGUAAAGAGAAGUAUCGAGAUGUGGCCAAACAGAGCCUGCAAGGAGGUCAGUUCCCCUGCACAGACGACUGCCAGGUCACGUUUGUGAAUCUGAAGUGUGAGUCUUCUAAAAAGCGCCGGCGUGGGCGGAAGUCUCCUUCUAAAGAGGUCUCGCAUAUCACCGCCGAGUUUGAGAUGGAGAUGAAGGAGGAAGAGGCUUCAGAAUCGUGUAACGUGGACUGUGUGCGGGAGAGGACGAAGCAAAGGCUACAGAACACACUGCGAACCCUGAGGAGAUCCAUUAACAAUCGGCAGUUCUAUAUUCAGUUCUCGGGAACGGCGUACGACGUGGCGCUGCGCGCUGCACGGCAGUCAGAGAGAGCCGAGACGUGCAGCACGGGGCAGGUCCUCACCGACGGCAAGUGUGUCAGCUGCAGUGUGGGGACUUUUUACAGUGGAGAGCAGAAUCAGUGUGUGCAGUGUCCUCCAGGAACCUAUCAGGACAGAGACGGCCAGCUGUCCUGCGAGCCCUGCCCCAGCACUGAGCUACAGGGCACUGCAGGAGCCAAGAACGUCUCUGAGUGCGGAGUUCGAUGCCCAGCUGGACAUUUCUCUGCUGAUGGUUUCCGGCCGUGCCAGCUGUGCCCGCUGGGCACCUUUCAGCCGGAGGUUGGGCGCGUGCUCUGCUUCCCCUGCGGUGGAGGACUGAUGACCAAACACACAGGAAGCACCUCAUUCAGAGAGUGUGAAGCAAAAGUGCACUGUGCAUCAGGACAUUUCUACAACUCCAGCACUCACCGCUGCAUCCGCUGCCCCCCCGGCACAUACCAGUCCGAGUUCGGCCAGAACUACUGCAUCACCUGUCCUGGAAACACCACCACCGACUUUGACGGAGCCACAAACGUCUCUCACUGCAAGAAUCAAAUGUGUGGAGGAGAGCUGGGAGAUUUUAUGGGGUACAUCGAGUCGCCCAACUACCCCGGAGACUACCCAUCUAAUGUGGACUGUGUGUGGACCAUCACCCCCCCCAAUAAACGCCGCAUCCUCAUCGUGGUGCCUGAGAUCUUCCUGCCCAUUGAGGAUGAGUGUGGGGAUGUUCUGGUUAUGAGGAAGAGCUCCCAGCCCACUUCAAUAACGACCUAUGAGACGUGCCAGACUUACGAGCGGCCAAUCGCCUUCACCUCCCGCUCCCGCAAGCUCUGGAUCCAGUUUAAAUCCAACGAGGGAAACAGUGGGAAGGGCUUUCAGGUGCCCUACGUCACCUAUGAUGAGGAUUACCAGCAGCUCAUAGAGGACAUCGUUCGAGAUGGAAGACUCUACGCAUCAGAGAAUCAUCAGGAAAUCUUAAAAGACAAGAAGCUGAUUAAGGCUCUGUUUGACGUCCUGGCUCACCCUCAUAACUAUUUCAAGUACACAGUUCAAGAGUCCAAAGAGAUGUUCCCACGCUCCUUUAUUAAGCUGCUACGCUCCAAAGUCACCAGGUUUCUACGGCCGUACAAAUAAAACCUGAAGCCCGUCUCUAUCUCAAACCCACUUCUACCCUUCUCUUCUCUUAAAAUCCUCCUUUCUUCUGUAUUUCUCUGCUUUUCUCUCUGUUUCUCCGCCUCUGAAACGUUUCGGCUUGCUCGCUAGAUCCCAGAAUGCCUUGUUACCACAGAAAGAUGAGCUCUGGCCUUUCUCCUACCUCUCAUCUGGACUCUCUUUCCACUUCUUUUCUCAUUUUUUUUCUCUUUCUGUGCUUUUUGUUCCCCCUUUUUUUGUGUUUUUCUUCGUUUUGUAAUGCUUUUAAAUAUUUAUGUGCUACAACUAUGUGCAGAGACCCACUCCCUGGAUGUUUAAUAUCUAUAUAUUUGUAUGUAUAUGUAUGUACGUGUGCAUAUAUACAGUAUAUAUGCAUGUGUGUUCGUAAGCAUGUGCGAGCUUAUGUGCUGUGCAGGUGUAUACCCACAUACACACAUGGAUAUAUAUUGUUUUUUAUUAUUUUGAGAAAAAAAAAAAAAAAAGAAAACAAAGGGAAAAGUAUCUCAUGCCCCUGACGUGCACAAGAUCGCUUUUUUUUUUUUGGAAUGACUGGUGCACUUAAAGAUUUUUCCUUCAUUUCAUAACAUUUCAAGAGAACCGAAUCACUUCACAGUGUCUGAAAAAGAGAAGAAAAUAGAUUUAAAAGACGUGUAUAACAAGAAAAAGACUACCUGCCAGUAACAGAGGGUUACUAUGGAGUUACAUUUAUGUUUUGUAACUAAUAUUUGGAAACUUUUAAUUGCACUUGAGUUUUAUAUUGUAAACUUUAGGAAAGAUUUUUUUGUUUUGUUUGUUUGUGUUGUAUAGAAAUGUUGUAACUUGGCUGUAGAAACGAGGGACGUCUUGAUCGCUCCUCUCUCCUGGCUGAAAUGGAAAACUUUUAGAAAAUUAAAAACAAGGGCCGGCCUCACCUCUCCUGAACAGCUGCUUCCAAAAGUAAAAAUAACAGUUCACACAGUGAAAAAACACUUGAUUUAUUUUUCUGAUACAUAUUUCAGCUAAAGCUUUGACUUUGACAGCCUUGUACAGAGUAUUGUUUUAUAUGACAUCAGUGUAGCAUGACCAUUUGCUCAUCAUCUCUUAUCAUUAUUAUAAAAAUGACAUUAAGGUAACGUUUUUAUUUUUCACAAUUUUAGGGCGUUUUUACACCUGUAGUUGUUAAAGUUUCCAUGGUCCAAAUCAGUUGAUAUGUUUGUUUUCUUGGAGCGCUUCUCCCUCUGUUUGGUUUGUUUUCACACAGGCAUAUGAACCUAAAGAGUAAAUAUAGUGAGAAGAUUCUGUGUUCCAGUGUGUAUAUUUGUGCAGUUUAAACUUUUGUAAAGCUUUAACACAGAACGCUGAAAAUUUGGAGAAGGGUAAUGCUGCAGACCGGAGCCCCAGUGGGCGUGGCUAAAGGGCGGAGCAUGUGUCAAUCAUUUUUGACUGCAGCCAAUCUGAUACUACACUUUCCAAUCAUCAGACAGACUUACCUGUCCAUCAUUUUUUACUGCAGCCAAUCACCUUAACAGAUCUGUCAAAAGAAGGCGUAAACUGCGGUGCUACCAGAUUUAGAUAUUUUUAAAUAAAAGAUUAAAAUACUAGUUUUUCUGGAAUGGCUUUUUGUGUUUUUUUUUCCUUAUUGCAGUAUACACGAUUUAAUGCAAUUACUGCAAUAAAGGAAAAAAAAAAAAACUCGUAAGUGCCAUUCCAGAAAAACUAGAAUUUUAAUCUUUGAUUAAAAAAUAUCUAAAGUCAGGGCUUUUCUAAUGUUUUUAUUCAGUUACUUCUGUUUAAGAGCGGCAUAUAGGCAGGACUAACUACAGUAGCACAUACAUGUGUUUAAACUGUUAAUGUAGUAUUUUGUAAAAUACUUAUACAGCUUCACCGCUGUUCAGAAGUUUAAAUCGUUUAAGCGUUAGCACCGCAGUUCCCGCCUUCUUUUGACAGAUCUGUUAAAAAGAUCUGCAGUAAAAAAUUAUGGACAGCUUGGUCUGUCUGAUGAUUGGCUUAAUAAAAAGUGAUUGACAAUGAAAGUGUAGUAUCUGAUUGGCUGCAGUCGAAAAUUAAUGGAUUGACACAUGCUCCGCCCUUUAGCCACGCCCACUGGGGGCUCCGGUCUGCGGCAUUACAUAGAUGAAAAUUUGCAUUUUGAAACUCAGUGUUUUUAAAUAGGACGUGCAGCACAAAUGUUCACAUUGUAAACGGAGUUGCGUGGCUGUGAGCAGUAAACGCUGCACAUAGCGCAUGUGUAAAUAGCAUGGAGCAGCAGAGACAGUGUUUGUGCAUUGCUUUAUCAGCAGUUUAGCUCAAAUAAAAGGAGUAUAUUUGAUAAUGCCAGUCAAGUGAUUUGACUGCAGUGUUUUAAAGAAAUUGGGACCUUAAUGGUCAAUUAAAUUAAUAAUAUUAAUAAGUUAAACGCAAUAUAAGAUGGUAAGUUAAAAAAAGUUACAACUAAACUGAAUAAAUCAGCUCAUAAUAUCUCAUUAUAUAAUUUUUUACUAAAAUAAAUUAAGUGAUUUUACUUCAGUAUUAAACUGUGUGACCGUAUUAUUGGCUAAUACACGUGCAUCUCAAAAAAAAUUAUCAUUGAAAAGUUACUUUAUUUCACAGAGUAACUUUAACAAUCAAGCUGCUUGAGGUUUAGUGUUCUGCUGACAACUUUUAUGGAGAUGCAGAUUUCAUUUUUCAGUAGGACAUGGCACAUUAUUGCUGUAAUAAUUGCCAUAAUCAUCAAUAAAAACAAAGAAAUAAACGAUUAAAAUAGAUCACUCUGUGUGUAAUACAUCUAUAUCAGGGAUGGGCAACUUCCAUGAUGGAGAGGGCCACAUUUUUUUCAGCAUGACCAUUGGAGGGCCACAUGACCUCGCACUUCAAAUAAUUGAAUAUGAAAAACGCUACAAAUGAUUUUCAAUAAGAACAAAUUUUAUAUGAAUUUAUAUCUGUAUGUUUACAGCACCAACAUUUAUCAACAACUAUUUUCUGCAUAUUAAUGCAUUUUAAUACGGCAAAAGACAAACCGUUUGCUUAAAAAAAAGUGCAAAAAGGAAGUCCUUCAUAUCAAAGAACAAAAAGUUUGCUUAAAAAACUGAUUGCAAAUACA